GAAAGGGAGGAGAAGCUGAAGAGCUACCUAUGAGCCUGAAGAUUGUACUGGCAAGCCCUGAAGACGUGUGCAGGCAGCGAGGCUAAUUCUCUAGACUGUUCGGACAGCUCCUCUCGAUGCUUCCCUCAGCCCCGGCCCAUCGUGUGGGACUUAAUUCACUUGGGGCUCAGGAACAGGCCUAGUCGUAGCCGUGUGAGCCAGUGUGAUGGUGAAAUGAGAUGAGGCUCCGACAUGGGACUGUAGCCACUGUGAUAGUCUUCAUCACUUGCUUCCUCACUUUGUCCUGGUACACAACUUGGCAAAAUGGGAAAGAAAAACUGAUUGCUUACCAGCGGGAAUUUCUGGCUUUGAAAGAACGUCUUCGAAUAGCCGAACACAGAAUCUCUCAGCGUUCCUCAGAAUUAAGCGCCAUUGUGCAGCAUUUCAAGCGCAUGGGAGCAGAAGCAAAUGGAAGUAAGGAUGCGAUGAGCAAGUUUUCAGGUACUACAUUAUCACUACUAAAAGAAUUAACAAGCAAAAAAUCUCUUCAAGUGCCAAAUAUUUAUCAUCAUUUGCCGCAUUUAUUGCAAAAUGAAAGAAGCCUUCAGCCUGCUGUGCAAAUUGGAAGUGGGAGAAAAGGAGUUUCCAUAGUCAUGGGAAUUCCCACAGUGAAAAGAGAAGUUAAAUCUUACCUCACAGAGACUCUUCGCUCCCUUAUUGAUAACCUGUACCCUGAGGAGAAGUUGGAUUGUGUCAUCAUUGUCUUCAUAGGCGAGACAGAUAUUGAUUAUGUGAACCAUGUUGUAGACACCCUGGAGAAAGAAUUUUCUAAAGAAAUUAAUUCUGGCCUGUUAGAAGUGAUAUCGCCCCCUGAAAGCUACUACCCUGACCUGACCAACUUAAAGGAGACAUUCGGAGACUCUAAAGAGAGAGUCAGAUGGAGAACAAAACAAAAUCUGGACUAUUGUUUUCUCAUGAUGUACGCUCAGGAAAAGGGCGUCUAUUACAUUCAGCUUGAAGAUGAUAUUAUCGUCAAACAGAAUUACUUUAACAUCAUCAAAAACUUUGCACUUCAACUGUCUUCCGAGGACUGGAUGAUUCUAGAAUUUUCCCAGCUGGGUUUUAUUGGGAAGAUGUUUCGUGCACCAGACCUUAGUCUCAUUGUGGAGUUCAUAUUCAUGUUCUACAAGGAGAAGCCUAUUGACUGGCUCUUGGACCACAUUCUCUGGGUCAAAGUCUGCAACCCCGAAAAGGACUCAAAACACUGUAAUAGACAAAAGUCAAACCUGAGAAUUCGCUUCAGACCUUCCCUUUUCCAGCAUGUUGGCCUGCAUUCUUCACUCACAGGGAAAAUCCAGAAACUCACGGACAAAGACUAUAUGAAACCUUUGCUUCUGAAAAUCCAUGUCAAUCCCCCCGCAGAGGUGUCGACUUCUCUGAAGGUCUACCAGGGACACACGCUGGAGAAAACAUACAUGGGCGAGGACUUCUUCUGGGCUCUUACCCCAGCUGCUGGAGACUACAUCCUGUUCAAAUUUGAUAAGCCUGUCAAUGUGGAAAGUUAUUUAUUCCACAGCGGCAACCAAGAGCACCCAAAAGAUAUUCUGCUCAACACAACUGUGGAAGUUUUGCCUUUAAAGAGUGAAGGUUUGGAAAUAAGCAAAGAAACCCUGGACAAGCGGUUAGAAGAUGGUUAUUUCCGGAUAGGAAAAUUCGAGAAUGGUGUGGCAGAAGGAAUGGUGGAUCCCAGCCUAAAUCCCAUUUCAGCCUUUCGACUUUCAGUUAUUCACAAUUCUGCUGUUUGGGCCAUUCUUAAUGAGAUUCAUAUUAAGAAAGUCACCAACUGACCAUGCUCUAAGGAACCAGCAAGCUUGUUUUCUGGGCAUCUAGUAAAGAUAGUUACACGUACCUUUUUAAGACACUCGAACACUACCUCUGUGAAAUCUACUGUCAGUGAUUGUCGUUUCUACUUGGAAGGAGAAUCGCCCCUGGAUAAAUUAUACUGUAUUCAUCUGAAUUCCAGCUGUCCUUCAAUUUUAACUGAUGCAGACAUUCAGUUAUGACAGCCUAUUAAUAUGACUUGUACUAUUUUGGUAUUAUACUAAUACCUAAGAGUUGUACAUAUUCUUACAUUCCUUAAAUUUGAGAAUAAUUAAUGUUAAAUACAUUUUAUGAAGGGGGUACUUUUGAAGUUCAUUUAUUUUACUAUUAUAAGGCCCUCUUUUAUAGAUUAUCAGGGAUUAUAUAUAUGCAUUAAGAUGCUAUGAAGUUAAUUUAUUAGAAAACCUUAAGAAGUACAUAUUUUUGUGCAGUAAAUUUUUGAAUGGAUCCUUUUUUUGAAAACCCAACUACCUUGCUUUUUAAGUUCUAUUUUUUUCCUUUGGAAAUGCCAACAUAACCAGUUAAUGCCAUUUUUCCAAAUGCACUGCCAUUUAAGAAUUAUUCUAGAUUGAUUUUCUGGAGAAAUUAUUCUGAAACUUUUAUAUUCACAUUGAUGCUGAACACUUAUUUCCAGAUACAUUUGUCAUUCCUCAAAACCGAGACUGUAAAGGUCAGUUAGUUUACGAUACUGCUCAGAGACCAUAGUCACAAAAUAUCCUCUGGUAGCUCUCAAAUAUAGGACGAACUAGGAGACUUGUCACACUUCUUGUAUGAAAGAUGACAGGCCCUUAUUUCCUUUCUGAUCUUUGUCUUUAAUCCAUGAGUUCGUGACAUUUUCUGUUGGUUGUCUUUUUAUAUCUACACUCCAACAAAAUGUUUUCUAGAUUCUAUUGUAUGACUAUGAUUGUUUAAAUUUAAAGA
Messenger RNA from Suncus etruscus (white-toothed pygmy shrew), 2781 nucleotides. RefSeq names its product alpha-1,3-mannosyl-glycoprotein 4-beta-N-acetylglucosaminyltransferase A (gene MGAT4A). Gene Ontology annotation, molecular function: acetylglucosaminyltransferase activity. Gene Ontology annotation, cellular component: Golgi stack; endoplasmic reticulum-Golgi intermediate compartment; endoplasmic reticulum. The record is from RefSeq and is a predicted model, not a curated record. Gene Ontology annotation, biological process: protein N-linked glycosylation. NCBI's taxonomy places the organism in Eukaryota, Metazoa, Chordata, Mammalia, Eulipotyphla, Soricidae. The coding region runs from base 219 to 1826 and encodes 535 amino acids. The transcript has 15 exons.